Messenger RNA from Mercurialis annua (annual mercury), 2075 nucleotides. Its product is annotated as carotenoid 9,10(9',10')-cleavage dioxygenase 1-like. The coding region runs from base 53 to 1876 and encodes 607 amino acids. Gene Ontology annotation, cellular component: chloroplast stroma. The record is from RefSeq and is a predicted model, not a curated record. The transcript is spliced from 13 exons. Gene Ontology annotation, molecular function: carotenoid dioxygenase activity. NCBI's taxonomy places the organism in Eukaryota, Viridiplantae, Streptophyta, Magnoliopsida, Malpighiales, Euphorbiaceae. Gene Ontology annotation, biological process: carotene catabolic process.
UAUUUAGUUGUCUUGUGAUGAAGUUGAAAAAAAAGCAAGGCAAUACAAGAGGAUGGCAUCUUCAGUAAAUUGGGGAUUCCAAGCGAAUUGCUCAUUACAGAAAUCUUCAUUUUCCGACAAAUUAAAUAACUUAAAAUCAAAACUCUUCUCUACCCUCAAACCAUUUUCUAGAGAGUUGGAGUCAUCAUUUCUCCUCCAGACAACCGUGAAGAACACUUCGUUCAAAUUAUUGGACGCCUUUGUUGAUUCUGUUUUUGAAUUUGUUGAGCAGCCAUUGCUCCCAUCUCAGAGCAACUUUGCUCCGGUUGAUGAAUUAAAGAAAGCGGUUACUGUUACCGCCAUUGAAGGGGAGAUUCCACAUAGUUUCUCCCAGGGUGUCUACAUCAGAAAUGGAGCAAACCCACUAUUUGGUGGACUAAAAUCAACAAAUUCAGUUUUCGGAAGAUCAAGUAACAUCUGGGUAGAAGGGGAAGGAAUGGUUCAUGCUCUGUAUUUUGAUAAAGGUAGCGACGGAAGGUGGACUGUCCUCUACAAUAACAGAUAUAUCGAAACCGAAACAUUCAAGCUCGAAAAUGAACGAAACAGACCAUGUUUUCUUCCCGCCACUGAAGGAAAUCCAGCAGCGGUAUUAGCAGCUUUCUUUUUCAAUCAGCUGCGAUUUGGAAAAGUGAACAAGUACUUUAGCAACACCAAUGUAUUUGAGCAUGCAGGCAGAUAUUUCUCGGUUGCUGAAAAUCACAUUCCUCAAGAAAUUGACAUCUUUACUCUCCAAACAUUAGACAAUUGGGAUGUUAAUGGAACUUGGAAUCGGCCUUUUACUAGCCACGCGAAGAGAGCUCCGGAUAGUGGGGAACUGGUAAUAAUGGGAAUAGAUGCAACGAAACCUUUCAUGGAACUAGGAGUAAUUUCUGCUGAUGGGAAGAGAUUAGUUCAUAAAGUGGAUCUAAAACUUGACAGAUGCACCCUUUCUCAUGAUAUUGGAGUUACACAAAGGUACAAUGUGAUAUUGGAUUUUCCAUUAACCAUAGACAUUCACCGGCUAAUUAAGGGAGGCCCGUUGAUCCAAUAUAACAAGGAAGACUAUUCAAAGAUAGGAGUAAUGCCUCGCUACGGUGAUGCAAACUCAAUCAAGUGGUUUGAGGUACAACCCGCUUGCACAUUUCACAUCUUCAAUUGCUUCGAACAUGGCGACGAGGUUGUAGUGUGGGGGUGUAAGGCUCUUAAUUCGGUGAUACCAGGACCAGAAAUGGGAUUGAAUAAAAAUGAAUGGUUUUCGAGAAGGUUUAGGGCUAUACAGUCGUCAUUAUCAAGUGAAGCAAAUAGUAAUGGUACUAAUGAAGAUGAAUCGUUGUUCAGUCGUUGCCACGAAUGGAGAUUAAACAUGGAGACUGGAGAGGUUAAGGAAAGAUAUUUAAGUGGAACCCAAUUCUCCAUGGAUUUUCCAAUCAUCAAUUCGGACUAUGCUGGUCUUAAAACUAAAUAUGGCUACACUCAAAUGCUUGAUUCUGAGGCCAGUUCUGUUUCAGGCAUGGCAAAAUAUGGAGGUCUAGCUAAAUUAUACUUUGAAGAGCCACACAAGAAGUCCAGUUUGAUAGAGAAUCAAUUUGAUGAGGUGAUAAGGGUAGAAUACCAUAAAUUUGAAAAGAAUACUUUCUGCACCGGAGUUGCUUUUGUUCCUAAAAUCCACAGUCUUGAAGAAGAUGAUGGCUGGCUCAUUGCUUUUGUUCACAAUGAAGACACUAAUGUGUCCAAAGCAUAUAUAGUUGACUCAAACAACUUCAGUGGUGAAGCUAUUGCCAAAAUCACAUUGCCUUGCAGAGUUCCAUAUGGGUUUCAUGGAGUUUUUAUGCCAAUCCAACUGCCAAAUUUGAUAUAAUAAAGAUUUCAAGAUCAUUAUAUAGAUUCCAAACUUCAUAGAGAAAUGAUAUUGUUAUCUCAGUUGUUAAACAUCUAAAAAAAUAUCUAGCUGGAAACUCUUUGUGAUUAGCUCAUUUGAAAAAUGUUUGUAGAUUGAGAAAAAAAAAUCUUUGUAAAAUACAAUUUAUCUCAAUAAUUAUGCAAAUAUUUUACUCUAA